AACCUGUUUUACCUGUCUUCACCUGCUGCCCUACCAUUUGGCAGCCCGCUGUACCCAGGGCGAGCUUCAACACAGACACAGCUCUGUGGACGUCAAGAGUCGCAACUGUCCUUUUCCAAAUCCGCCCGCAUUACCAGAAGUACAACUUGUGACUGUGAAUCGAUUCGAGAGAGAACACAGGAUUCUGUCUGUCUAUUUGUAUUCCUUCAACAGAAACAGCGAAGUACGAGUAAGAAUGAAAGCCAGCUUUGCAUUUACCUAGCCUAUGUGCUAAUUAGAGUUAAUACCAAACAGAGAAGGGCGGGAGUUGACGAGGAGGAGUAGUAGUAGGAGGAGAUGGAGGAGGGGGUGAUAGAAGCGGACGUCAGCACAGAUGACAUAGAGGCAAUCAUGGAGAACAUGGAGUACAUCCCGGGCUACUUCCACCUGGAGCUCAACCUCAACGGCAACCCGACAGGGCCCGUGGAUUUGCGGCAGCGGGACACCCACCUGAGGCUGGACGGCCUGCGGGCGGAGGUCGAGGCGGAGUCGGGGUACCUGCAGUACGCCAUCCGCAACCUCCUGGGCUUCCUGGCCUUCCACCUUGAGCAGCUGGAGGUUGCAGAGGAAAGGUUCAGAGACAUCUGUAAGGAAGACCCUGGGAACCUCAACGCCUGGGCCAACCUGGGCUACGUCUAUGACAAGCUGGGCCAGGAGGUGGAGGCGGGGGAGUGUGUGGAGAAGGUGUCCCAGCUGAUGGGCCUGGACGGCGGGGAGGCGUGUCAGGAGGAGUCCCGGCUGCUGGCGGCCCGCUGCCUGGCCGAGCAGGCCUACGUCCAGCCCUAUGACGUGGAGCUAGACACUGAGGAGGAGCUGAGAGACCGACUGAGCAUGGCACUAACCCUGUACAACCGGGCCCUGGACUACGCAGGGGAUCUGAUACAACUUGAAGAAAAAAGAAGUUGGUAUUUUAAAAUGGCAACCAUUUACAUCAGGCUAGAUGACAUAGUGAAGACCAAGAAUGAUUCUGAAUAUUCCAGGCUUUCCCACUACAACAAGGGACUUAGGCUUCUGACUGAAGCACUCAAGUCAAAGAAAACACAGCUCAAAGCUCUUUCCUGGUGUUAUAUUGGCAUCAUGCUGGAAAAGAAGGAGGAGUUCUCCACGGUGCCCAUGUCUAUACAUGACUGUGGUCUCUCCGGCUCAGACCCCCUGUCCUGCCACGGAACCGCCAUAAAGCUGGCCAGCGACAAUGCGUUCGUCCUGAACCUCCUUGCCAAGCUGUUUUUCGUGCUGGGGAAACAGGAGAUGUCCAUGGGGAUCUGUAAUAUGGCUCUCAGCGUGCUGCCAGACCCUGAGCUCAACUACCAGGCCUACUGCACCCGGGCCAAGAUCAACGUGAUGGCUUACGUGAGGGACCUGGAGAGGUACAAGCAGGGAGAGGGAGGGAUCCCGGACAGACAGCAGCUGGCCGAAGCGAAGAGGGACCUUGACAAAGUCCUACACGUACACCCCUGCCUGAGGACACACAUGGAGAUGGCUCAGGUGCUGUACUACUCGGGUGUUGAUGCGCUUCAGGAAAGCCUGCUGGUGGACGAGGGAGCGGUGAACAGCGCCCUCGUGAGCAUAUCCCAGUCCCUGCAGCAGGAGCCGGGCCCCAGCCUCCCAGACCUCCACCUGCUCCGGGGCCGCUGCCUCCUCCUGAAGGGAGAGGAGCAGAACGCUGCAGACUGCUUCAAGAGAGCGAUGGAGCUGGAGAGGCCCGGGAGCGCUGACCCCACGGCUCUGCGCUGCCUGCUGGAGACUCUCCUGGCGCUGUUCGCCCAGGGAGGCCCCGAACCCGGCCCGGGGCCUGUGGUCACCCAGCUUGAAGAGUUGCUGCACAGGGCAGAACAGAGGUAUACCGAAAAGGUGGUGCAGGAUGAGCUGAGGCACCUGUAUCGCUCGCACACCGCUGAGGUCACAGAGCUGUCUCGAGCUCUGAUUAAAGCGGGACGGCUGGACCUCGUGAGGCGGCUCCUGGAGGCCUUACAGCCGAAGCUGCCCAGUAGAAAGAAAGGGCUUUUCAAGUCUUAUUCCAUCGCGUGAAUCAAGUGUAUUAUUCGCACCAUCCAUUCUUUCUUUCUUUCAUGUUUAUUUCGAAUAUGUAGACAAAACAAAAACUUUUUUUUUUUGCAAAAAACAACAACAAUAAAGCCAUUCAAGAAUGAAUAACAAAAACAAAAAUAAUGAUAGUAAUAGUAAAAAUAAAAAGCUAAAAGAAACAAGAAAUAAAAAUAAACAUUAAUGUAAACAUAUCCGAAAAGGAGUGAGAAGAAGUAAAAACGUAUGUACUCCCACCCCUCUUAUUACUUACUCUGUAUGUUUAUUAAUAAUAAUAAUAAUAAUAAUAAUGAUAAUAAUAAUAAUAAAUGUAUAUAAUAGGGCUGUCAAGCGAUUAAAAUAUUUAAUCACGAUUAAUCGCAUUAAUGCCAUAGUUAACUCACGAUUAAUCGCGAUUAAUUGUAAAAAAAAAUUCUA
This is a messenger RNA of Gadus morhua (Atlantic cod), 2499 nucleotides long. It is a transcript of the gene ttc22, whose product is annotated as tetratricopeptide repeat domain 22. The transcript has 8 exons. Lineage: Eukaryota; Metazoa; Chordata; Actinopteri; Gadiformes; Gadidae. Bases 337 to 2067 code for a protein of 576 amino acids. Gene Ontology annotation, molecular function: protein binding. The record is from RefSeq and is a predicted model, not a curated record.